Molecule: messenger RNA, 524 nt
Organism: Haliotis rubra (blacklip abalone)
Lineage: Eukaryota; Metazoa; Mollusca; Gastropoda; Lepetellida; Haliotidae
Exons: 3
Coding region: 107-418 (103 amino acids)
Source: RefSeq, a predicted model, not a curated record
UCGCGCACCAAGUGAACGGACAUAAGCAACACGGAUCGUCACACCUUCUGAACCAAUAACUAUUUCCACACUAUGCCAUGAUUGUAGGGUGUAUACCUAGUUACAGAUGAACGCUGUAAGCCAUACCAGUCAGUCUCGCAGGGUAUCAAGAACCAAAAUGAUGAGGCAAGCCCUGGUCCUGCUGCUGCUGCUGUUGUUGCUGUUGCCAGCCAGUGACGCGUGGUGGAACAGGAGCCGACUAAAGCUGGUGCCACGACAACGCCGACCCAGCAACACCAACACCAACGCCAACAAAUGCCAGGCGUUAAGGGAUUUACUGACGAAGACUCGACUGACCCAACGAGAUAUUUCUUUAAUUCUGAACGUUGAUGAAGAGGAUCCUGUCAUCAGACAAUACAAGCAGAUCCCACUCAAGUGACGCGAUGGAUGCCACGGAAAAUACAUCUUAAUAUAUUCGUUUGUCCUAUUAUGAUUGAUUGAAAUAGGAUGAAUAAGAAUAAAUAAUCCAUGGAUGGAGCACAAUU